AACCUGGCGGUGAGCUACGUGGAUGCCAUUCGCAGCGGGGCGGUGCCCUGCGUGGAGAGCGCAGUGCAGGCCCUGGCGCAGAUCGAGAACUCGGCGGCGGUGGGGGAGGCCGUGGCUGUCUACGAGGAGCUGCUGGGGCAGAAGGUGGCGCUGCCCACGGAGACCGUGCAGGAGCUGCUGGAGCUGCACGCCCAGUGCGAGCGGGAGGCGCUGCGGGCGUUCAUGGCGCGCGCCUUCAAGGAUGACGAGCAGCAAUACCAGCGGCAGCUGAAGGACAAGAUGGACACCAAGCGCGCUGAGCUCUGCUGCCGGAACAAGCUGGCGUCGUCGGACCGGUGCAUGGCUGUGCUGAGGGAGCUGUCGCAGGAGCUGGAGAAGCGAGUCCACGGGGGGAGCUACUCGGUGCCCGGGGGCUACCAGCACUUCCUGGACGACCAGCAGGAGAUGGUGGAGAAAUACCAGCUGGUGCCAGGGAAAGGGAUCAUG
Terrapene triunguis (Three-toed box turtle) is the source of this 486-nucleotide messenger RNA. RefSeq names its product guanylate-binding protein 2-like. NCBI's taxonomy places the organism in Eukaryota, Metazoa, Chordata, Testudines, Emydidae. Gene Ontology annotation, molecular function: GTP binding; GTPase activity. The transcript has 2 exons. The annotation marks the transcript as partial. The record is from RefSeq and is a predicted model, not a curated record.